Molecule: messenger RNA, 2568 nt
Organism: Callorhinus ursinus (northern fur seal)
Lineage: Eukaryota; Metazoa; Chordata; Mammalia; Carnivora; Otariidae
Source: RefSeq, a predicted model, not a curated record
GAUAAAAAAUAUUACAGAAGAUACUCUUAAGAUAGUAGGUGGUGAUUUGCCAGUGAGUCAGAGAGACAAUUAGUAUUUGCAGAUGAGGGAAGACUCCCAGAUUCUGGUACAUGUAGUAAAAUUCACAUAGGAAGGAGAUUGAAAAGAAAGGAGACUUCCUGUAGGUUUUGAAUGUACCAAGGAAGUUCUAAAGAUGACAGAGUGGACACGUAGUGCUUAGACUGCGAGAAGAGAGGGGUCGAAGAGAUGCUAAGACAAGGGGGAUACUUUCGUUAGAUGGAGUGUGGGACAGUGUCCUCCACGAAGUGUGGUCAGGGCAGCCCCCCGACUCUGGAGGCUCCUGGCACAUGCAGCCUUCGGACCAGGAGGCUGAAAAGUCCCAACCCCCCUGGUAGAUUGGAAAUGAUAAAAAUGGGUGAGAAAUGGUGAAAUAAGGAAAAGUUUAGGAAGAGUAACUAAGGCAGAAUGGUGGGGCAUUUCAAAAGCGUAACUGUGAAAACUCACUGGGGAGACAAACGUAAAAAGAAUGUGACUUUUUUUUUUUAAAGGAGGGGACACAGUUUAAAAUGCAAGGGAAAGAGUGAGUCUCCAGUGGAAAAUGUAUCCAGAUAAUAGUGUUCAAGGAACUAUACGAUGUUUAAAAAAAUAGUACCUGAGGAGCUGGUGGAGCUUUGAAGGACACCCCCCCAAAAAAGAUCAGUGCCACAGUCCUCCAGCUGGUGAAAGGAACCUAGGAGGAAGACCCCUGCUCCAUUCAGUAAGAGGAGCCAGCGAGAUUCGUUCCGGACAGCAGAACGGAAGAGAGGACCUUGAUGGCUUUCCCACCGCAGUUUUUAAAGCAUUUGUGAAUACUGGGGAAGGAAUCUGUCCUGAUUCUGAUGCAGCUGAGAAAAAUGCAGACCAUCAAGAAGGAGCAGGCAUCCCUGGAUGCUAGCAGCGGUGUGGACAAGAUGAUGGUGCUGAACUCCGCGUUGAGUGAGGUCUCGGAAGACUUGACAGGGGGUGAAGAGCUGCUUCUGAAUGAAGGCAGCGUGGGGAAGAGCAAAUCUUCCGCGUGUCGGAGAAAACGGGAAUUCAUUCCCGAUGAGAAGAAGGAUGCCAUGUAUUGGGAAAAGAGGCGGAAAAAUAACGAAGCUGCAAAGAGGUCUCGGGAGAAACGUCGACUGAAUGACCUGGUUUUGGAGAACAAACUGAUUGCCCUGGGAGAAGAAAACGCCACUUUAAAAGCUGAGCUGCUCUCCCUAAAAUUAAAGUUUGGUUUAAUUAGCUCCACAGCCUAUGCCCAAGAGAUUCAGAAACUCAGUCACUCUACCGCUGUGUACUUCCAAGACUACCAGGCGUCCAAGUCCAGCACCGGCCCCUUUGUGGAUGAGCACGAGCCCUCGAUGGUGACGAGCGGCUGCAUUUCUGUCAUCAAGCACUCCCCACAGGCCUCCCUGUCCGACGUUUCUGAAGUGUCCUCGCUGGAACAUUCGCAGGACGGGGCUGUGCGGGGUGGCUGUGGGAGCCCCGAGAGCAAGUUCCAGGCCAUCAAGCAAGAGCCCGUGGAACUGGAGAGCUACUCGAGGGAGCCUGGUGAUGAGCGGGGCGCCUACCGGGCCUCUGUAUAUCAGAACCUCAUGGGGACCACGUUCCCCAGCUAUUCCCACUCUCCCCCUCUGCUGCAGGUCGCCCGGUCCUCCAGCAACUCCCCCAGGACGUCGGAGACAGAUGACGGCGCGGUGGGGAAGUCAUCCGACGGAGAAGAUGAGCAGCAGGUUCCCAAGGGCCCCAUCCAUUCUCCCGUGGAGCUUCAGCGCGGCCAUGCCACCGUGGUGAAGGUUCCAGAAGUGAACUCCUCCGCCUUGCCGCACAAGCUCCGCAUUAAAGCCAAAGCCAUGCAGAUCAAAGUAGAAGCGUUCGAUCACGAGUUUGACGCCGCACCGAAACCGGCCUCGCCUAUGGACGGGACGCCCAAGAGACAUUUCGAACUCGAGAAGCAUACUGCCCCAAGUAUGGUACAUUCUGCCCUCACCCCUUUUUCAGUGCAGGUGACUAAUAUUCAAGAUUGGUCUCUCAAAUCGGAACACUGGCAUCAAAAAGAACUUAAUGGCAAAACUCAGAAUAGCUUCAAAACUGGAGUUGUGGAAAUGCAAGACAGUGGCUACAAAGUGUCUGACCCAGAGAAUUUGUUUCUGAAGCAGGGGAUAGCAAACUUAUCUGCAGAGGUGGUUUCACUGAAGAGACUCAUAGCCACACACCAAAUCUCUGCUUCGGACUCUGGGUGAAUUACUACUGAAAAGCUCUGGGUCUUUAGAAAGCCGUCAUUUGCAAUAGAUGAGUACGUUUUGUAUUAGGCUGAAUUUUCACUGGACCCGUGAUGUCAUUCCACUGUAAUGUUCACACAUUGUCUGCUGGGUGUCUUUUUGUGCACAAAUUAUUAUGGAAAUUAGAUUGUGUUAUCAACUCUGCCUUCUGUAUAGUAAAAUAGUCCAUACAAAGCCUGUAUAUAUUGAACAUUAUUUUUGUUGUUCUAUUAUAAAGCGUGUCAGUUACCAGUUUCAAUAAAGGAUUGGUGACAAACACAGA